AAUCCUGCAAAUUAAUAUCGAUCACAUCGUAGGACCUACACAAUUUAUAGGAUUACCUUAUACUAUUUGGGGCUGCCAAUAUGGAAAGCGUAGACCAGAGACUUUAAAAGCCAAGCCGGCCAAUAGACUGAAUCCAUUCGAAGAUUCAUCGAUCGCCAUUGACACCGCAAAAAUGGAAGCAACUAAGGUAAGCCUGAAGCUUUUCAUAGACAAAAAGAGCCGACGGGUGCUCUUUGCUGAAGCAGACAAAGAGUUUGUUGAUUUCCUCUUUAGCAUUCUCACUCUGAGGGUCGGAGCUGUCACGAGGAUUCUGAAAGAGGGAGGUGGCAUGGUAGGCUGCUUGUCAAGCCUCUACCGGAGCAUUGAAAAUAUGAGUGUCACGUACAUCCAACGAGACAAAGACAAACGCUUCCUGUUGGAACCCAACGUUGUCAUGCCUGGUGCUAAAGUCCCUCUCCUGUUGCCCAACGUCGGCUCAACAUUCCGUCAUUUGUACAAGUGUCCGAACCAAUACAAGUACAGCAACUGUAGCAGUUACGUUGCGGAUGACGACGGCACAAUUUGUCCCAAGUGCAACUCCAAGAUGGACCAAACCGUGACAUUCAUAGACCCACCAAGCGUAAUCAGGGCAUCCUCCUCUAGAUCUAGUGAGGAAGGUUACGUGGUAGGGAUGGUUAAGUACAUGGUGAUGGAUGAUCUGGAGGUGUUGGCCUUGUCCUCCGCCACUCUUGUCUCUUUGCUUGCCAAGUUUAAUGUGAAGGAAAUAGGUGAUAUUGAGGAGAAAGUGGUCGAUGUGGGCAUGGAUGAGGGUGUGAAAUUGCUCAAGGCUUCUCUGCAAUCAAAGUCUGUUUUGUCCGACGUCUUCCCUCCGGCAAAAAUCAUUAUAGCAUAUGGAUGACGGCUGGGGUUCAUGCAUGCAUGGCCAUCAUAUUUUAUGUAAUUGGAAAGUUAAUUGUGUACGACUUUUGUGACUUUACAAAUCAAUGCCAAUUGCGUCAUGGUACACAAUUUAUGAAAUGACUUUUAUUAA
Molecule: messenger RNA, 1030 nt
Organism: Alnus glutinosa
Lineage: Eukaryota; Viridiplantae; Streptophyta; Magnoliopsida; Fagales; Betulaceae
Exons: 2
Coding region: 173-898 (241 amino acids)
Source: RefSeq, a predicted model, not a curated record